Molecule: messenger RNA, 933 nt
Organism: Parnassius mnemosyne (clouded apollo)
Lineage: Eukaryota; Metazoa; Arthropoda; Insecta; Lepidoptera; Papilionidae
Source: the annotation of a GenBank genome assembly
AUGCUAGAACCACAUUUAAAAAAACCUAGCAACAAAGGUCUGCCGUUUGCUCCAGAAAUAAUGAUUCUCGUUACGUUGAGAUACUAUGCUACUGGGAGUUUCCAAAAACUAGAUGGGGAUGUCAUGAAUAUAUGCCAACAGUCAGUAUCAAGAAUCAUAACUACUGUGUCUAAUUCAAUAGCAUUACAAAUGAAAAUGUUUGUAAAAUUUCCAUCUACAGUGGAAGAUAUCAAUCAAGUAAAACAAAAGUUUUUUGAAGUGGCACAAUUUCCUGGAGUGAUAAGAUGUAUUGACUGUACACAUAUUAAAAUAAGAAGUCCUGGUGGAAUGUCUUCUGAAGUGUAUAGAAACAGAAAGGGUUUUUUUUCAAUCAAUGUACAGGCAGUAACAAGACCUAAUUUAGAAUUUUUUGAUUUGGUUGCACGUUGGCCAGGUAGCACACAUGACAGCUUUAUAUAUAAUAGCAGUUCUGUCAAACAAAGUUUAAACAUUGGAGAUUUACAAGGACAGGGUAUGCUACUUGGAGACAGUGGAUAUGCAGUCAGCAGUGUGUGCCUAACACCAUUUUUGUCACCUAAUAGUAUUGGACAAGAAAUGUAUAAUAAUUAUCAUAUUAAAACAUGGAAUACUGUUGAGAGGACCUUUGGAAUUUGGAAACGGAGGUUUCCUUGUCUCCAGAUGGGAAUGGGGGUCAAAAAGGAAACCGUUGUGGCAGUGAUAUGUGCAUGUGCCACACUGCAUAAUAUAUCAAAAAUGUUAGAUGAUGUCAUGAUGCCUUCUACUGAUGACACUGAUGACAAUAUAUUAAUCAGUAACAUCGAUAAUGUUCCUGUACAAGAAAACCCCAACAGUAAUGGUUUCUUGGUCAGACAAUCUGUUGUCAAUAGAUUUUUUUAUUGUAUUGUAUUGUAUUUUAAUUGUUUUAUUUUGUAA